CAAAAACGAAAGCUCCGACGUGAGGUGUCCAGUUUGUGGGGAGGGGUUUGUUUUAAGCACCGAGUGGGAGCAGUAACACAGCGCCGGGCUGCAGUGGUGACGGAGCAUGGAGAGGGAGUUUGCACAGCAGGAUUCCCUGGGGCACCACGAGCGACGGCCCGGGCAGCUCCCAGCUUCUUCCUUCACUUCUAUCGCGCCCAGGGAUUUAGAGCGGAGGUGCUGUAUCGGCUCCGGGGGCUUCGGAGAGGUCUACAAAGCUCGCCACCACUCUUGGGGGAUCUGGGUGGCAGUCAAGUACCUCAGGGUGAAUGGGAGUGACAAGCAGGAGUUGUUAGAAGAAGCAAAGAAGAUGCACAGAGCGCAGUUUGAACACACCCUGCGGCUGUAUGGAGUGGUGGAAGAUAACGCGAAGGAUGGGCAGCCAUCAUUGGGAUUAGUAACAGAAUUCAUGGAGGCUGGAUCAUUGGAUAAACUUCUUGUGAACCAUGAUGUCCCGUGGCCUCUGCGCCUGCGUUUUGCAUAUGAAAUUGCUUUAGGAGUGAACUACCUACAUAACCUGAAGCCAGCACUCUUUCACCAUGACUUGAAACCUGCCAAUAUUCUACUGAAUAAUGACUAUCACGUCAAGAUCUGUGACUUUGGCCUGGCAAAGUGGCGUAAAUCCACAGGGCAGUAUAGCUGUGAAAGUAGCAAAUGCAUGGGCACACUUAGUUACAUACCACCUGAAUGUUUCAAGAACGUCAAUACCAGAGGAGAUGUGAAGUUUGAUGUGUACAGCUAUGGAAUUAUCAUCUGGGAGAUAGUAACUCGCCAAAAGCCUUACAAAAAUGCUGUAAAUCCUCAGCAAAUAAAACUCUGUGUGGAAAGGGGUGACAGGCCAGACUGUGACGUGAUUCCUCGGGAUCUACCAGAAUCAGCUGAAGUACUUAUUCCCCUGAUGAAGAAGUGUUGGCAUCCAACCCCUGAUGAACGGCCAACCUUGUUAAAGUGUGCUUAUGAUUUGGAACCAAAGCAGUCAAAUGAGCAGGACAUUCAAGUUGCCAUCCACAAGCUGACAAAACAGAAGUCACAGUCUGAGGAUGGAGCUUCUGGCGGGGCAUCGCUGCGAGAUAGUGAAGACAACAGAUCCCUUUAUGAACCAGUCGAGGAACAGGAUGGGCCCAUCAACUUUGCCGAACCAGUUCUGGAACAGAAUGAGCCCAUCAAAGUUGUUGAUGCAGUUGAGGAACAGAAUGUGCCCAUCAGAGCUGAUGAAACAAGACAAAACACAAGCCAACAGGAAGUUGUAAAGCGUCCUCUCUGCAAUCCCACUUCAGAAGAAUGUAUGACAUUAGCCGAGUUGGUCAACAGAGACUGGAAGAUGAUUGGUCGAAGUUUGGAGUUGACCGAGAGUGAUAUCACUAUUAUCGAUGUUGACUGUGUUACAGGUGGCUUGAAGGAGAAAGCUUACCAGAUGUUUCAGAAGUGGAUACAGAAACAAGGGAGACAUGCCACGCGCGAAACAUUAUUCAGGAAAUUUAAAUUGAUGGGGAGGUCCGAUCUGGCGAUGCACUUGUGCAGUUGAUGCGGUGACAGGUUUUUAGAUUCGCUGUCUGCCCUCGUUUAUAAUGAGCCCGCAGAACGCAUUUUUAACUCCUUACAUUACCAUUUCAUGUCUAUCUUGCUUGGUGUCAAUGGAAGUGGAAUUUGUCCCCGGCUUCUCAAUUAACUCUUAGCUGUAAACAGAUUCAAGGAAUGACAAUGAUUCAGCCAGCAAUAGCCUCACAUCAGGGGAGGUGAGACGAUGGAUUUAACCCUGAUCUCAGCUCUACCCUGCAGAACUGGAUCCUCAGCUUUCUGACCCACAGACCACAAUCAGUGUAGAUUGGUAACUGUGCCUCCUCCACAAUAACCCUCAACAUUGGAGCCCCCAAAGAUGCGUCCUCAGCCCCCUACUGUGCUCCCUGUACACCCACGACUAUGUAGCCAAAUUCCAAAUGAAUGCUAUCAGCAAGUUUGACGAAACCACCAUAGUAGGACAGAUAUCAAACAACGACGAGUCAGAAUACAGAAAGGAGGUGGACGGCUUCACGUCAUGCUGCAACGAUAACAAACUCUCUCUCAAUGUUGGCAAAAGAACUGAUCAUUGACUUCAGAAAGAAAGGAGGAGAACAUGGCCCCAGCUCCAUCAAUGGCGCUGAAGUUGAGAGGUUGGAGACUGUCAAGCUCCUCGGAGUGACAAUAACCAACAAAUUGUCCUGAACUUGCCAUGUAGAUGCAACAGUUAAUUCGGCACAACAAUGCCUUUUCUUCCUCAAACGGCUUAGGAAAUUUGACGUGUCCAUAAGAUCCCUCACCAGCUUUUACUGAUGCACCAUAGAAAGUAUUCUGUCCGGGUACAUAACAACUGGUCUGCCCAGGACUGUAAGAAACUACAGAAGGUGGUGCGCACAGCCCAGACCGUCACAGAAGUCAACCUUCCAGCCAUGGACUCCAUGUACAUGGCUUGCUGCUGUGGAAAGGCUGCCAACAUCAUCAAAGUCCCAUCGAUCUCUUACAACCUUUUCUGUCAGGCAGAAUACAUAGAAACUUGAACACAUGCACCAACAGGUUCAAGAACAGCUUCUUCCCUGCUGCGAUUAGACCGAUGAAUGGACUCUGUAACAUCAAGUAAUGUUGAUCUUGCUUCGUGCACCUCCUGUGCAGUGUAUUCUGAAUGCCUUGCUCUGGCUAAGGACCCUGUGCUCUGUUAUGGUCUUGCUUGCUAUGAUCUGCCUGUACCUGGUUAGCAAACAAAGCUUUUCACUGUACUUAGGUACACAUGACCACAAUAAGUGAAAUCAAUACAAAUCAAAUCAAAUCAAACACAUCAAAGCUGGGAGUGCAGAGCAUUGUUAGAGAUGCUGUCUCUUGGAUGAGAUGUCAAAUUGGGGUCCUAUCAGUCCUUUCCAGGAACAGACUUAUUCCGUGGCACUAUUGGGAAAUGGACAGUGUUGACCCAGUGUUGUCCUCAGCAUUGCUCCCUCUCUUGAUUGAACAUGGGACCUUUGUAGAUUGACAGCCAGUUUCCACCAGUCUCUACUUCAGAAGGAAUCAGUUGAUUAUGAAGCACUUUGGCAUGUUCGGCACAUAAUGAAGUUCUCCAGAAAUCCAAGCUCUUCCUUUUCAGUUGGAUUUACAUUAAAUUGUUGCAUUGUAUUCAUUUCCCCUCUUUAAAGUUGCGAUAGAGGCACUGGAGGCAACUGGCCAAGUUUGAGUAGAUAUCGGCGACAGGAGGAACCACGGGACUCGGUGUACCAUGACGUGCCUCUGUUUGUUUUUGUUUGUUUUUCCUUUUGUCUAGAAUCAAGCCUGUAGUCAGGGCACUACGUUGUGAGGGUGCAGGCCUGUGAGGGCCCAUUGCACUGACACGUCCCUGAGAGUUGCUGGUUCCGCUGCUCAGAUCAGCCAUUACUCAGAUCCCUGCUAUUUCAUUUGGCAGCAGUGGUUGCCUGCUCCCUAAGUGUGGCUAAACAUGAGAUUGAACAGCGGCAGAAGAGACAGGGUUAACACUUCUGAGACCAAACUCCACAAGAAAUACAAACAGGUCUCGGCUGUUCGGUCCUUCGAGCCUGUGUCACCAUUCAAUAAGAUCAUGGCUGAUCUGACCUUCUCUUGUGUCCACUUGCCCUGUAUCUCUUGACUCCCCCACUGAUCCAAGAAACUAAAUAUCUCAGCCUUCAAUAUACACAAGGACUCUGUUUCCACAGCUCUCUGUGGCAAGGCAUUCCAACGAUUCUCAAUCCUCCGAGCAAAGAAAUUCCUCCUCAUCUCCGACUUAAAUUGGCUCCCCUUUAUUCUGAGACUGCUUGCUCAUCCUAGACUGUCCCAGGAGGGGAAAACACCCUCUCAGCAUUUACACUGUCCAGCCCUUUAAGAAUUCUCUAUGUUUCAGUGUGAUCAUCUCUCAUUCUUCUAAACUCAAGUGAGUAGAGUCCCAACCUGUUUAGCCUUUACUUGAGACAAUCCUUCCACCUGAUGGAUCAUUCUCUGUGAACGUUCUCUGAACUGCCUCUAGCGAAAUGAUACCUUUCCUUAAAUAAGGGAUGAAAACUGCUCACAGUACUCCAGAUGUGGUCUCACCAGCACUUGUUCAAUUGCAGUAAGAUUUCCCUACUCAUACUGCAACCCCUUUGAAGUUAGGGCCAACAUUGCAUUAGACUUUGUGAUUAUCUGCUUCACUUGUGUGCAGGCUUUUCUGACAAGUCCCCCCAAGUUCCUUUAUGUUGCAACUUCAGUUUUUCUCCAUUCAAAUAAUAGUUUUAUUCUCCCUUCCCAAAAUGAACAAGUGUACAUCUUCCCACAUUAGACUCCCAUUUGCCAAAUUUUUUCCCAUAUUCUUAACCUAUCAGUAUUUCUCGUCUAAUCCGUUUGUAUACUCCUCUCAACCUGCCUUUCCACCUAAAGUUGGCUAAAUUUGCUUUCUUCCUCCGAGUCACUAAUAUACAUUGUAAAUGGUUGCGGCCCCAGCACUGAUAUAUACGUUGUAAACAGCUGUGGCUCCAGCAUGGAUAUAUACGUUGUAAACAACUGCGGUCCCAGCACUGAUAUAUACGUUGUAAACGGCUGCGGCCCCAGCACGGAUAUAUACAUUGUAAACGGCUGCGGCCCUAGCACAGAUAUAUACGUUGUAAACGGCUGCGGCCCCAGGACUGAUAUAUACGUUGUAAACAGCUGCGGGCCCAGCACGGAUAUAUACGUUGUAAAUGGCUGCGGCCCCAGGACUGAUAUAUACGUUGUAAACUGCUGCGGCCCCAGGACUGGUAUAUACGAUGUAAAUGGUUGCGGCCCCAGCACUGAUCCCUCUGGUUACGGGUUUCCAACCUGACACAGAAUCCUUUAUCCACACCCACUGUUUGAAUAGGGGUGUCGCAUGUCCUGUCCGACAAUCCUCUGGUACUUCACCAGUGUUUAAGGAUUUUUGGAAAAUUACAACCAACGCAUCCACUAUCUCUGUAACUACCUCUUUUAGGAUUCUAGAAUGCCAGCAGAGAUUCAUGCGGAUGAUCCCUGGAAUGGUAGGUUUAACGUACGAUGAGCGGCUGAGAAUCCUGGGAUUGUACUCGUUAGAGUUCAGAAGGUUGAGUGGAGAUCUAAUAGAAACUUACAAGAUAAUGUAUGGCUUAGAAAGGGUGGACGCUGGGAAGUUGUUUCCGUUAAGCGGGGAGACUAAGACCCGUGGGCACAGCCUUAGAAUUAGAGGGAGUAAAUUUAAAACUGAAAUGAGAUGACAUUUCUUCAGCCAGAGAGUGGUGGGUUUGUGGAAUUCAUUGCCACAGAGCGCAGUGGAGGGUAGGUUGUUAAAUGUCUUCAGGGCAGAGAUUGACAAAUACCUGAUCUCACAAGGAAUCAAGGGCUACAGGGAGAGUGCAGGGAAGUGGAGUUGAAGUGCCCAUCAGCCGUGAUUAAAUGGCAGAGUGGACUCAAUGGGCCGAAUGGCCUUACUUCCACUCCUAUGUCUUAUGGUCUUAUGGAAUAAACAAAUAUCUUCAACUAAACUGAUGAAUUUGUUCUCCAAUGUAUUUUAAUAUUUACUGUGGUUAAAUCCCUGUUGUACUAUGCUUUCAUAAAAUUUUGAAUUUUCUUUCUCCAAGGAUCAUCACAAUGAGAAUGCCUCACCUUUUGUUCAGUUAAAAGAACAAUACUGUGGAUGCUGGAAAUCUGAAAUUCCAGGGAAUGCUGGAGAAACUCAGAAAGCCUGGCAGUACCUGCGGAGAGGAAUAUAGAAUUAAAGUUUUCGAGUCUGAUAUGACUCUUCACAACUGUCUAUUUACUUUAUUGAUCAGUCUAUUCCAAUUAUUGUCGUUGGCAUUUUGAGCACUUUAAUUGUGCUGAUGAUUCACUGCUACACGAAAACAAAGGAAAUUUUUCGCAAUGCUAUAGUUCUUUUCCUAAAAUACGUGUCUGCUAAAAGUCCAUUUGGCUUUACAUUUCCACACUGAGAGAUUUAACACAUUUUUGUAUGCUUGUACGUUAGUACAAACUGGAUCAAAAGACAUGUCUCCAUAUUUUACCUUUUCAGUGUAUCCUUUGACUACUUUAAACUACUUUUUUCAGCUUAUGGAAAGAGAAAAUGUCGGUGUGCAAA
This is a messenger RNA of Stegostoma tigrinum, 6106 nucleotides long. Its product is annotated as receptor-interacting serine/threonine-protein kinase 1-like. The record is from RefSeq and is a predicted model, not a curated record. NCBI's taxonomy places the organism in Eukaryota, Metazoa, Chordata, Chondrichthyes, Orectolobiformes, Stegostomatidae. The transcript is spliced from 12 exons. Gene Ontology annotation, biological process: innate immune response; protein phosphorylation; positive regulation of canonical NF-kappaB signal transduction. Gene Ontology annotation, molecular function: protein binding; JUN kinase kinase kinase activity; ATP binding. The coding region runs from base 107 to 1564 and encodes 485 amino acids.